Habropoda laboriosa is the source of this 1148-nucleotide messenger RNA. RefSeq lists its product as uncharacterized. Lineage: Eukaryota; Metazoa; Arthropoda; Insecta; Hymenoptera; Apidae. The record is from RefSeq and is a predicted model, not a curated record. Gene Ontology annotation, cellular component: trans-Golgi network. The coding region runs from base 173 to 1012 and encodes 279 amino acids. The transcript is spliced from 6 exons.
CCAUGCUUUCCUUCUCUACCUAAUAAACAAAAUGAAGAAAUGGCACUAAUGGUGAACUUCUUCAGGAGUUUCACCGUUUCGAUCGUUUAGAUAAUUCAUAAGAAAUUUGGUAAUAUAAAAGACAUUUAGUGUGACAAAAUUGCAAGCAAUACUGGUGUUUGUCGACAGGUGAAUGGGACCGACAAAAAUGUACGGAAAGAAUGGUAAGCUGCUGAUGUUUGGAUUGUUUUUGAUAUUUUGUUGUAAGGAAACAUCUUCAAAAUGUAAGCAAUUAACGUCUUGCUCCUGCGUGUUCCCGAACGGAUACGGAUACAGUUUGUCGCCGCUGAAUGACUCAACGUUGGUACACACUUCAAAUUCUAACCUCUUUGCGUUCUACAUGUUAAUCUUCCACAUAAAUGUAACUUUUUUUUUUCUUUUCUUUUCCAGACCUAUAGAGGCAGUCAUAGUUGGUGAUAACCGUGCCAUCCUGUUUCAUCCAUGUACGAACGUGCAAAUGGGAAUUUCUGGCGAAUGUAAAAAAGGGAAAGGUGCCUCUCUGUGCCUUCAACAUGGAAACGAUAGUUCAGUUUUGGGUACAGCAGAGGAGACACACCUAAUGGUUGAGCCAGUGAAUUCCACUGUUUUGUUUGUGGUUCAUCACAACAAUUAUACAACAAAGAUAGCUUUAGAGUGUUGUACUUCCACCCAAUGCCCUACGCUAUUGGUACCUCCUAUUCUAGCAAAUGACAGCAAGGAAUAUGAUUUAAAGCUGAUUUCUCCCUAUUCUUGCAAAAAGCUCCUUAUGCAUAAAGGCCUUUCAACUGGUACCAUACUGCUCAUCUGCUUUUUCUCCUUUAGCGCACUAUAUUUCAUCGGCGGAGCGAUAGCUUUAAAGUUACUGAGAGGGGCAACAGGUUGGGAGAUGGUGCCAGAUCAUAAAUUCUGGCUAGAGGAGCUACCUUCUUACGUUAAAGAUGGAGUCGGUUUUACCUUCAACUGUUGUCACGCGGACAGCUACCAAAAGAUAUAAAUCUACCUAAACUACGAUUAGCAGUUACGCUUACUGUACGAUGUAUAAAUUGGCUAGAUCGAUUAGCUAACAAAACACUCAAAGUUUUACACCGUGAAGCGCCAAACAUAUUUUUUAGGAUGUACACACCUUUUUC